CUACAUACCAACAUGGAUGGGCUUCAAUGGUAUCCCUGCGAGACGUGCGACGAGACAUUCCCCAGCAUAUCUCUUGUUGAAAGCCAUAUGCAUGAAAUGAAGCAUUACCGCACCCGUUGUGAGCGCUGUUACCAACGACUCAAAACCGUUGAUGCCUUGGUCAAUCACCUGUCCUCCGGGAUUCAUCGAGAAUCCGACAUCCUAUGCCCGUUCUGCGGUAGCCUUUUCCACAAAGCGAGUACCCUGAUCUCCCACUUUGAGGAAGCAAAGUGUACCCAUGCCCCAGGCCUGAACCACCACAGCGUUCUCUGGCUGGUCCGAAACUGCGAUACUGCUGGAGUCGUGACCAACCCCCAGGCAAAAUGGCUUCAUACUGGUUACCUUAUCGCUGGACUCCAAGAUCCUCCUGCUGAACAUAAAUGCUUCACCUGUCAUCGAAGCUUCCGCUCGCACCAAGAGCUUGAAACGCACCUCGAGUCCCCUUUGGCCAAUCCCGCAGGGAAUGGCCCUAGAUUUUACCGUUGUCCUGACAAAACUGGCAAGUGUGAGAAGGGGUUUGUCUGCUUGGCUGCUCUUAUCAGACACCUAGAGGCUCAAGCUUGCGGGACAAUGUCUUUUGAUGGAGUGCAGUCUAUGUUUCAGAAGAUGACCGAGAGAAGUUGGGGACAGGGAAUAGGGGCGCCCAAAAGACUCUACUUGUCAUAG
This is a messenger RNA of Penicillium cataractarum, 705 nucleotides long. RefSeq lists its product as uncharacterized. The record is from RefSeq and is a predicted model, not a curated record. NCBI's taxonomy places the organism in Eukaryota, Fungi, Ascomycota, Eurotiomycetes, Eurotiales, Aspergillaceae. The annotation marks the transcript as partial. Gene Ontology annotation, biological process: regulation of transcription by RNA polymerase II. Gene Ontology annotation, molecular function: DNA-binding transcription factor activity, RNA polymerase II-specific; RNA polymerase II transcription regulatory region sequence-specific DNA binding. The transcript has 2 exons. Gene Ontology annotation, cellular component: nucleus.